Messenger RNA from Dermacentor silvarum, 3236 nucleotides. Its product is annotated as leukocyte elastase inhibitor. The record is from RefSeq and is a predicted model, not a curated record. Bases 54 to 1391 code for a protein of 445 amino acids. NCBI's taxonomy places the organism in Eukaryota, Metazoa, Arthropoda, Arachnida, Ixodida, Ixodidae. The transcript has 3 exons. Gene Ontology annotation, molecular function: serine-type endopeptidase inhibitor activity.
GGAAGGGCAGAAGCAGAAGCAAACUCUUGGGCCGGUCGCCAUCAUAGUUAGCGAUGCGACAGUUCUUCCAGAACCUCUACCCGUUCGGCUCCUCCCGUGCGCCGCGCAACCCACUGGACCGGGAACAGCAACCGCCUUCGCGCGCCGUCUCCGAGUUGACCAGCCCCGCGGCGGCCGUGCACUCGCGCUCGCUCGAACAUUCGAUAUUGAGCUUCGCCGUGGACCUCUACCGGCAGCUGUCGCUUGCCACCGGUAAUGCUGGGAGUCAACAGGAGUCCGCCACUAGCAUCAGCAUUGGCAACGACAAGGACGGUGUGACCACUGCGGUGGCCCCGGACAACCUGGCAUUCUCGCCGUUCGCAGUGGCUGCCGCUCUGUCCAUGACCCUGGCGGGCGCCCGCUGCCGCACGGCCAAGGAGCUGGCGUCGGCGCUUCACGUGCGCGACGACGACCAGGUCCACGGCCAGUUCGCCGCGCAGCUGGCGCAGACCGCGAGCCGAGCGCUGAAGGUCACCUUCGAGGUGACGAACCGCAUGUACGCCGACCGGCAGUACCACGUGCUCGAGGGCUACCUCUCCUUCCUGCGAGACACGUACGGCGACGGCACCGUGCGCUCCGUAGGCUUCGCCGAGCAUCACCGCGAGGUGCGCGCCGAGGCCAACGAGCACGUGGCCCGCCUUACGGCCAACACGGUGCGCGAACUCCUGGCCGCCGACAGCAUCGGCCCCGGCACAGUGCUGGCUCUCGUCAGCGCCGCAUACUUCUACGGCGCCUGGGAGUCGCCCUUCCAGCCGGUGUUCACGGGGCCCGACGAAUUCUACGUGGACUCCGAGACCGUGGUUCGCGUGGACAUGAUGACGCAGAUGCACUCGUUCGCCAUGUCCCACUGCGACCAGCUGCAGGCCACCGCGCUCGAGAUUCCGCACCUGGGUGGGAAGACCGCGAUGAUCUUCCUCCUUCCGGACGAGAUGGGCGGGCUGCGCACGCUUGAGCAGAACCUGACCGCGGCCCGGCUAUCGGACCUGCUGCACGGCCUGCGCGAGAGGCCCAACGUGAUGCUCAAGCUGCCAAAGUUCGUGGUGCAGCAGAGCCUGAGGCUGCGCGACGCCCUCGGCGCCAUGGGCGUCCGCGAGCUGUUCACGGCGCGGGCCAACCUUUCGGGCAUCUUCGAGACCGGAAGUCCCAACCUGUCGGACGUCUUCCACGGCGCCUUUCUGCAUGUGAACGAAGAAGGCACGGGGUCCACGUCGCCCGGGACUGACUACGUGGCCGGGGGCGGGCCCGGGAUGGGCGACAUCACUCACUUCGCGGUUAACCGGCCCUUCAUGAUCCUCAUCGGGCCCAGGCGGUCGAGCAUCUUCUUCCUGAUGGGCUCCGUGCGAAGACCGUAAAGCCCGCCGUGACCGGUAGCUGGCGCCACCGCAGCGCGCGAAGUCUUGUAUACCGGAAGUCUUGUAUACCGGAAAUAUCGUACCGGAAGUCUCGGGAGCACUUUCGGUAGUACACUCUACUUUCGGCGCAGCCGUUUAACAUUCGACAUGGGGCGAUGUUAGAGUGUACUAGAAUACACUCUAGCGCUGUUUCUGGGCACUCAAAUUCCGGCAAAUUGUCUGAUUCCGCCAUGUUUGCACUUUGCGCCAAUCACAACAUGACGGGAUGAUGAAUUUGGAAACCCGGCGGUGUUCAACAGCGUCCUGACUCCCUGCGCGUCGCUUUAUACGCGCCAGCCUCCGGCAGCCAGGGCCGGAGCGCGAUGACUCCUGUGCCUGUAUAAGGAAGGAGAUCUCUUCCUUCACACCGUGACGCAGCACAUGAACUCGCAGUGCGCUCACAGUGGCGGCUGCGUCGCCGUUUAAUAAACCGAAACGGGACUCUGUAUGUAAACGUAUGAUCUGUCGCAGCCGUGUCAAACAAGCAGGAUCUCGCGGAUGAUGUCGUGGGAGCGAAAUUAGCGACGAUGGCGAGCGGUUUAAGUGUUGCAGCAGCGCUGAUUAUUUCGGAUAAAGCAAGAAAGAAAGAAAAAAAUGCUUAACGCUUUCGCAUUUCUUCAGUGUUGCUCAUCACUAUCGUAUAGCUGCAACUUAUCGCUUAAAAAUAUGUUGAGUACAUUGCAGAGCGAUUUUCUGUAAACUAAAUAAACGCAAGAUGUCACAGGCAUCGCAAUCUGAAUCGUACGUGAUAUAUCCAAGGGCAUACGGGCGAGGAGUGGGUGUAUUGAUUUGUUUUAUUGAUUUCAUAUACAUGGCCAUGGUUCUGCGCAUUCUACUGUAAGGAAAUUCCGGAAUUGACCCGGUUGAGAAGUGUCGUAGCUGGCGCGCACCAGCAGUCGUCACUUCAGACUUUAAUAUGAAGCACACGAACAUGCGGUGAAGUGUGUUCAGUCUUCUGCGUGUUGUUGGCGACCGAUGUGUCCGCACUGUAGCAGACGUCUGCUAGGUAGCUAGUGCCAUUUUGUGGAUUGUUUCGAACUGGAAUAUAAUUUGCCCUUUCCACAGGCCCGAUAAAUAGCAUUUGGCCGAGAACAAGCCGUUUGUACAUCCGCAGCCAUAAGUGCUUCCUAAGGACACGCCCAGAGACUCCAUACAGUACCGAAGUAUGCUCGAGCUAUAGCCUUCUAUAUUUUUUCAAUACCAGCCCAGUGACACACAAACCGGGGGUCACUGAGGGGGUGCCACUUUCCAUGUAGUUGGACACAGCUUAUGAAGCGCGCAUGGUUAGGGUUACGUCAACUAUCGUUCCUGGCAUGUGAUCGCACGCCAUGCAGAAAGCAAGAAUCGGUCACGAGGUGGCAGCAGCGCCCAGCUUAAGUUGUCCAUGCUCUAGCAACAACAGGGCUUCAAUGACUGGUAUGUGGUACCAGUAAUACUUGUUGCUGGGUUAGUCAGUUCUUAACUGAGGUGCCGCCGCGGUGGACCAUGUGGGUCCCAAGCAUUGCGGAACAAUGGCUCCGCAAACCAUGGGAACCAUUGGGCAGGUAUUGAAAAAUGUAGGAGGCUGAGAGGUCCGAGUUCGGUGUCUGUGAGUAGGUCAUCAUUGUGGAGAAUUCGCUUCGUUGAGGCCUUGAUGUUGACAAUAGUGUUCAGAAUAGCACAAUUGACGACUUGGGACGCAUUGUGUUCGUAGAGACUACGAGACAAGCGAGGACAGCAAGACACCACGACAGGUUAAGUGCACUUCGGAAACAUAGCUUGGUCGCUUGUCAAAUAUUCAGCUUAACAAUUAGGCGGGAUUGCAGA